AUGAUUUCAACUGACAUUGUGUUUACGCCUCUGGGCUUUGCAGCUUUUGUGGUUCUCCUUGCGUUCUCACUGCUGUGGCGAAGACAGAACAAUAAGCGCAGCACUCUUCCUCAGGCUCAUAACGAAAGACAAAAAGUUCCAUCCAUACCAUUUCAAACACCAUUGCCUAAGCCGGCGGAAGGAUACAAGUUGGAGCUUACAGACCCUAAACUCUAUCGACCGUUCCGCCAUGGGCCCAACUUCGUCACCAUGGGCAUUCGGAAGAUGGACUGGGACGAGUGGAUUGAGAUGGAUUCGAAUUUCAUCCCUUAUCACAACGCAAAGGUUCGCGAGUUAGAGAAGGACACUGCAUCUCGCGUGCAGUAUGUUGAUAACGAAGUCACACGACUAGCCUGCUUUGAGGUGCUGGACGAGUUGACACAAUAUCUUACGCAUCGCUAUCCAGAAGUCUUCCAACUACACGGCAACAUCCUCCGUAACACAGUUACCGCUGAGGAGUUUCAAUACCCAGCACCAAACCCAACGGAAGCUAUGGUGACAGCAGCAAAGAUUGUGCAGGACGACCUUGUUGUCAUGGUAUUGAACGACGAUGGCCAAUACCACAUAGAUGCCGGAGCAGUCUGCCUACCUGGCUUCUGGCGCUUGACUGAGAAAUACCGCAUGUCGCUCGACGAACUGCACAUCGAAGCCGGGGUACCUCAUUACCAGGAAAAAUUGCAAAAGGCGAUGAACCGCUUCUUUGCCAAUAUGACGUGUGAAAAGCCUAUCAUCCGAAACAACUUCUUUAUUCAACUCGAUGACGGUUUAGCGUGGUCCCACCGUAUGGGUGAUCAAAACUCGAACACAGUUGCCUCCUGGGCUACCGCCAACUCCGAAGGUCUUCGUAUCGAAGACAUCCACUUUCGCUCGGAACGUCAGUCACUUCGACGUCUUCCAAAGUCUAAAGCUUUGCUCUUCACUAUUCGAACGUACUUUGAGCCGGUUACGACCAUCGCGAAAGAGCCGCAUGUGCCAGGGAGAUUGGCAGAGGCGAUUAGGAGUUGGGAUGAGUCAGUUAGUUACUACAAGGGAAGAGAACAUUGGGAAGGACUACUGCUUCCAUAUUUAGAUGAGGAGCAUAGGAAGCAGGUUGAUAGUGGGGUGUUGGAAAAGCCGGAAGGUGAAUUUCCGUUCUGA
Messenger RNA from Alternaria atra, 1176 nucleotides. RefSeq lists its product as uncharacterized. The coding region runs from base 1 to 1176 and encodes 391 amino acids. NCBI's taxonomy places the organism in Eukaryota, Fungi, Ascomycota, Dothideomycetes, Pleosporales, Pleosporaceae. The transcript is spliced from 3 exons. The record is from RefSeq and is a predicted model, not a curated record.